This is a messenger RNA of Archocentrus centrarchus (flier cichlid), 2789 nucleotides long. It is a transcript of the gene tars3, whose product is annotated as threonyl-tRNA synthetase 3. Gene Ontology annotation, biological process: threonyl-tRNA aminoacylation. The coding region runs from base 2 to 2446 and encodes 814 amino acids. The record is from RefSeq and is a predicted model, not a curated record. NCBI's taxonomy places the organism in Eukaryota, Metazoa, Chordata, Actinopteri, Cichliformes, Cichlidae. Gene Ontology annotation, molecular function: ATP binding; threonine-tRNA ligase activity. Gene Ontology annotation, cellular component: mitochondrion; cytoplasm. The transcript has 19 exons.
GAUGGCGGAGUGCUUGGCUGCACGUUUGACCGCCCAGGAGGAGCAAAUUUUGCUUCUCACCAGGGAAAUUUCCACUCUCCGGGAUGGAUUGAGCCAAGGUCUAGACGCCGCGGGUAUCGCGGUCGUCUCCCCGGAGCUUGAGAACCUGCGGGCGGAGAAUGAAAAGCUCAGGUAUCGGCUGCUGCACCUCCGGCGGGGUCUGCAGGCGGAGCUGGAGCUGGAGGAGGCGCAGGGCAAGAGGCAACAAGGAGCUAAGUGUGACAAAGCUCCGGCGAAAAACACCUGCAAAGCGCAGCAGACAAACAGCCGAGCUGAUAAUAACAGGGUGGCAGCUGUGAGUAUGAAAUCAGGUGAUGGGAACAAGAAAGAGAAGAAGCAGGACAAGGUGCAAGGAGAUGGAGGUGUGAAAGAGCUGAAUCCCUGGCCUGCAUACAUUGUAGAACGUCUCAGUCUUUAUGGAGAACUAAAAAGGGAGAGUGAUGCCCUGCUGGCAAAGAAAGCUGCAGACAGUAAGCCCAUUACAGUGGAGCUGCCAGAUGGGAAAAAGGUGGAGGGCAAAGCUUGGAUCACCACACCAUAUCAGCUGGCCUGCAAUAUCAGCCAGGGCCUUGCUGACAAUGCUGUGAUUUCUCGAGUGAAUGGGGAGCUGUGGGACCUGGACAGGCCUCUCGAGCAGGACUGCUCGCUUGAAAUCUUGCGUUUUGACAAUGAGGACGCUCAGGCUGUGUACUGGCAUUCCAGUGCUCACAUCCUGGGGGAAGCAAUGGAGCGCUUUUAUGGAGGUUGUUUAUGUUAUGGGCCCCCCAUAGAGAAUGGUUUCUACUACGACAUGUUCCUGGAUGGACAGAAGGGCGUGUCCAGCACGGAGUUUGGGGACCUGGAGGUUUUAUGUAAAGCUGUGGUGAAAGAAAAACAACCCUUUGAGAGGCUUGAGGUCAGCAAGGAGACACUGCUAAAAAUGUUUAAGUACAACGAAUUCAAGUGCCGCAUUCUGAAUGAGAAAGUCACCACCCCAACUACUACAGUCUAUAGAUGUGGGCCCUUGAUUGACCUGUGCAGAGGUCCCCAUGUCAGACACACAGGCAAGAUCAAGGCCAUGAAGAUCUACAAGAACUCUUCCACCUACUGGGAGGGCCGCUCUGACAUGGAGACUCUCCAGAGGAUCUAUGGGAUUUCCUUCCCAGACUCAAAGAUGCUGAAGGAAUGGGAACGUUUUCAGGAGGAGGCCAAGAACAGAGACCAUCGCAAGAUUGGAAAAGAUCAGGAGCUUUUCUUCUUCCAUGAUCUCAGCCCAGGCAGUUGUUUCUUCAUGCCACGUGGAGCCUACAUCUACAACACACUCACCGAGUUCAUCAGGGGUGAGUACUGGAGAAGAGGCUUUCAGGAAGUAGCCUCCCCCAACAUUUAUAACAGCAAACUGUGGGAGACAUCUGGCCACUGGCAGCACUACAGUGAAAAUAUGUUCUCCUUCUCUGUGGAGGAUGACAUAUUUGCUCUGAAGCCAAUGAACUGCCCCGGGCACUGUCUGAUGUUCAGCCACAGGCCUCGCUCAUGGCGGGAGCUUCCUCUGAGGCUUGCAGAUUUUGGGGUCCUGCACAGAAACGAGCUGUCGGGAACACUAACCGGGCUGACCAGAGUGCGCCGUUUCCAGCAGGAUGACGCUCACAUUUUUUGCACAAUGGAUCAGAUUGAGUCAGAGAUGAAGGGCUGUCUGGACUUCCUCCGCUGUGUUUACGAUGUAUUUGGAUUCUCGUUCCAGCUUCACCUCUCCACUCGCCCGGACAAGUAUUUGGGUGACAUUGCUGUUUGGGAUCAGGCUGAGAAGCAACUGGAAAACAGCCUGAAUGAGUUUGGAGAGCCAUGGAGACUGAACCCUGGUGAUGGUGCUUUUUAUGGACCCAAGAUUGACAUUAAGAUCAAAGAUGCUAUUGGACGUUACCACCAGUGUGCAACCAUUCAGCUGGACUUCCAGCUGCCCAUCCGCUUCAACCUGACCUUUGUGGGAAAAGAUGGGGAUGACAAAUCCCGACCAGUCAUCAUCCAUCGUGCCAUCUUGGGCUCAGUGGAAAGGAUGAUUGCCAUUUUGACAGAGAACUAUGGAGGAAAAUGGCCUCUGUGGCUCUCUCCACGUCAGGUGAUGUUGGUGCCUGUCAACCCAUCCUGUGAGGAUUAUGCAAAGAAGGUGUGCAAGCAGUUUACAGAGGCUGGUUUCAUGGCAGAUGCUGACCUGGACUCUAGCUGCCUUCUAAACAAGAAAAUCCGUAACGCUCAGCUGGCCCAAUAUAAUUUCAUUCUCGUGGUUGGAGAGAAGGAGAAGAUGACUAACAGUGUCAAUGUGCGCACGAGGGACAACAAAAUCCACGGAGAACUGCCGGUGUCCGAGGUGAUGGCUCGACUAAGCCUGCUCAAACAGUCUCGCUGUCCAAAUGCAGAGGAAGAGUUCUGAUCAGGACCGAGAGCAAAGCACACUCUCGGAUUUUAAUACCUCACACAUGAGACUACAGCAACAAGCAGUAAAGGGACAAAAGAUGGCUUUAGGAAAGUGCAGUGCAUACACAAAGUGAACUGAUACACUGUAAGUAGAUGUAAUGAUUGGGCCUGCACAACUACCCUGCAGUGCCUUCGGGAUCAUCUGUGAGGGGUGGAAAAGUGUUUGUAGGUGGUGUGGGUAUAAAAUUGUCAAGGUUAUCUAAGUGUAUCUGAAGGAAGUGAAGACUGUCGUAUGAAAGUUAUGUGAAUUAUUUUCAAAAAGGUCUGAGUUUGUGGGAAAAUCCAGGAAUAAAAAAAAA